UUCUCACAAAGAAACUUGCACACUUUCUCUGGUUUCUCUGGUUUGGUCGCCAUGAACGAUCUAAUCUCAAGCUCGUUCAAGAGAUACACAGAUCUAAACCACCAAGUCCAGCUCGACGACAUCGAGUCUCAAAACGCUUCUCUCGACUCAGGCAACCUCGAUGAGUUCUUCGGAUACGUGGAGAGUGUUAAAGAAGACAUGAAAGCUGUUGACGAGAUUCACAAGCGUCUACAAGAUGCUAACGAAGAGUCCAAGACAGUGCACGACUCCAAGGCCGUGAAGAAGCUCCGCGCUCGUAUGGACUCCAGUGUUACAGAGGUCUUGAAGCGUGUCAAGAUGAUAAAGACGAAGCUCGUGGCCUUGGAGAAAUCAAAUGCUGCUCAGAGGAAAGUUCCUGGUUGUGGACCUGGCUCAUCUGCUGACCGGACAAGAACAUCUGUCGUGAGUGGGUUAGGGAAGAAGCUUAAAGACAUGAUGGAUGAUUUUCAGAGACUAAGAACCAAAAUGGCUAGUGAAUACAAAGAAACUGUCGAGAGACGGUACUUCACUGUAACGGGCCAAAAAGCAGACGAAGAGACGAUAGAGAAGCUGAUAUCAAGCGGAGAGAGCGAACGUUUUCUCCAAAAGGCCAUACAAGAGCAAGGCCGAGGACAGAUCAUGGACACGUUAUCAGAGAUUCAAGAAAGGCACGACGCGGUUAAAGACAUUGAACGUAGCCUGCUGGAGCUGCACCAGAUAUUCCUAGACAUGGCAGCUCUUGUUGAAGCUCAAGGGAGUAUACUCAACGACAUCGAGUCUAACGUUUCAAAGGCGAGCUCAUUCGUCAUGAGAGGGACUGAGCAGUUGCAGGGAGCUAAAGUGCUUCAGAGGAACUCGAGGAAGUGGACUUGUAUCGCCAUCAUACUCGCUAUUGUUCUUGUUAUUGUGAUCCUCUUCCCUAUCCUCUACACAAGUUUGCUUAAACCUUGAUUUCUAGAGAAACAUUCUGCUUUCUGCUGUUACUGCUUUGUAUUAGAAAACUUGUGGCAUACAAAAUCUAUUGAGUGUAAUUCAAGCAAUGUACAAUUUUGAGUUUCAUUACAUUCCAUGAACAUUGUUUACUUCUGUAUUUCAUCUGAUAAAAGUGUCUGAACAAGCUCCGCCUGGUCUUGAAACCAAUCUAAGCUCUCUUUAAGCAAAAUGGCCACGGAUUGAAGAGUACAAGCGAGCAUUGUAGGGCCUCUUUAUAGGUAACAAGAUCACUCUUACACAGACAUUGCAAGCUCCAGCCUUUCCUUAGGAGUCUAAAUGAAGAAUAUACUGGUUUUCUUGGAUGAUACACAGCUUGAGAUGUCCUCAUCAUCCUAUGUCUAUCACCUUUAGUCCCGGAGAUGAGAUAAGACAACC
This is a messenger RNA of Raphanus sativus (radish), 1386 nucleotides long. Its product is annotated as syntaxin-123. The transcript is spliced from 2 exons. Gene Ontology annotation, molecular function: SNARE binding; SNAP receptor activity. The record is from RefSeq and is a predicted model, not a curated record. NCBI's taxonomy places the organism in Eukaryota, Viridiplantae, Streptophyta, Magnoliopsida, Brassicales, Brassicaceae. Gene Ontology annotation, cellular component: plasma membrane; SNARE complex; endomembrane system. Gene Ontology annotation, biological process: vesicle fusion; intracellular protein transport; exocytosis. The coding region runs from base 52 to 969 and encodes 305 amino acids.